AUGACGACAGCCAAAUCACCGCCGGCAGCGAGCUUCAACGAAGCCAUCGCUAUUACGCCGCUCUCGUCGCACACGUACUCUGCGAACCUACGAUCAGAAUGGUGCAUUGGCACUGUCCCCCACGGCGGCUAUGUGACCUCCAUCUUCUACUCGGUUGCCCGCACGCAUAUGAAAACCACCCAUCCAACACGCCACAAAGGCUCCCCCGAUCCCAUAACGGUAUACCUCACCUUCAUUCGCAGGACAAACAUCGGGCCUGCCCUGUUCACCGUCGUGGACACGAAGCUAGGCUCUCGCACAUCGACCCUACACAUCACACUCAGCCAGCAGGAUCCAGACGGUAACCGCCGUGAAGAAGUAGCAGGAUACAUCACCGUAUCACACAUCGCCAGUGAAGAAGGGCCAACACUGAAGACUGCCUUUGCGCCGACUCCCGCGCCUCCAGCCGUCGACUUCAACCAGUUAGCGAGCACCGGACAGAGCGGAGAGUGGAAACGAUUUGAGGUAGCCUUUGCUUCCAUGAGGAAGGCAAGUCGAUUUGUUGAAUUCUACGUUCCUUCUGCGCCGGAAGCGGUGAGACGUGGGUUUAUCGAGCAGUGGGCUCGGUUUAUGCCGUACGGAAAGGCCGAAAGAUGGACGGAUGAAACCCUUGGAUUUCUAGCCGAUAUGUUUCCCAUGAUGCUUGAGUCGUUUGACGACAGGCCGUGGGACGAGAGGUCGAAGGAGGAGAAAGAUAAAGAGAAGAUGAGCAAGAGCCUAAAGGGCAAGUUUUGGUAUCCGACCAUUCUGUUGAAUUUGGAUAUUAAGAAGACGCUGCCGGCCGAAGGGGUGGAGUGGCUUUAUUCUCGGGUGCAGACAAAGAACCUGCAUAACGGCAGGAUGGACCUGGAUGUUAUUAUCAUGGAUGAGAAGGGUGAGAUCGUUGCUCUAAGUAACCAUGUUGCGCUGGUAAUCGGAGCAGAGAGGAACUUGAGUGCGAGAAAGGGCAGCGGGAAGCCCAGUGGCGAGAGUAAGAUGUGA
Messenger RNA from Microsporum canis CBS 113480, 1020 nucleotides. RefSeq lists its product as hypothetical. The transcript has 2 exons. NCBI's taxonomy places the organism in Eukaryota, Fungi, Ascomycota, Eurotiomycetes, Onygenales, Arthrodermataceae. The coding region runs from base 1 to 1020 and encodes 339 amino acids. The record is from RefSeq and is a predicted model, not a curated record.